UUUUAUUUAUGGUGGCCAGUUAUUCCGAAGGGUGUAUUUGGGUGAUUGAAGUGGGGGGCGCAGUUGGUGUAGGAGGGCGGUGGGAGAAUAUCAAGUGACAGACUUUGAUUCUCUUUGGACAGGUGGCCAUGGCCUCAGUGCCCACUCUGGGCUCCGAGGCCCCUGACUUAUUUCCUGGGCUGCAGCCGGCGGCCUCGACUCUGGCCAACCAGAGCGCAGAGGCCUCGGCGGGUAACGGGUCAGCGGCUGGCCCGGAUGCUCAGGCCGUCACGCCAUUCCAGAGCCUGCAGCUGGUGCAUCAGCUGAAGGGGCUGAUCGUACUGCUCUACAGCAUCGUGGUGGUCGUGGGGCUGGUGGGAAACUGUCUGCUGGUGUUGGUGAUCGCGCGGGUGCGUCGGCUGCACAACGUGACCAAUUUCCUCAUCGGCAACUUGGCUUUGUCCGACGUGCUCAUGUGCACCGCCUGCGUGCCGCUCACGCUGGCCUACGCCUUCGAGCCUCGCGGCUGGGUGUUUGGCCGCAGCUUGUGCCACCUGGUCUUCUUCCUGCAGCCCGUCACCGUCUACGUGUCUGUGUUCACGCUCACCACCAUCGCCGUGGACCGCUACAUGGUGCUGGUGCACCCGCUGCGCCGGCGGAUCUCGCUGCGCCUCAGCGGCUACGCGGUGCUGGCCAUCUGGGCGCUGUCCGCGGUGCUGGCGCUGCCCGCCGCCGUGCACACCUACCACGUCGAGCUCAAGGCGCACCGCGUGCACCUCUGCGAGGAGUUCUGGGGGUCUCAGGAGCGCCAGCGCCAACUCUAUGCUUGGGGGUUGCUGCUAGUCACCUACCUGCUCCCCCUGCUGGUCAUCCUCCUGUCUUAUGUCCGGGUGUCGGUGAAACUCCGGAAUCGCGUGGUGCCAGGCUGCGUGACCCAGAGCCAGGCCGACUGGGACCGCGCACGACGCCGACGCACCUUCUGCCUGCUGGUGGUGGUCGUGGUGGUGUUCGCCGUCUGCUGGCUGCCGCUGCACAUCUUCAACCUGCUGCGGGACCUCGACCCUGGCGCCAUCGACCCCUACGCCUUCGGGAUAGUGCAGCUGCUUUGCCACUGGCUUGCCAUGAGCUCAGCCUGCUACAACCCCUUUAUCUACGCCUGGCUGCACGACAGCUUCCGUGAGGAGCUGCGCAAGCUGUUGUUGGCCUGGCCCCGAAAGAUUGUGCCACACCGCCAGAGCAUGACAGUCAGCGUGAUCAUCUGAUGCCACUGUGCCGGGCCUUGGCUGGGAAGCUCCGUGUCCACUGGUCUCCAAGGGUGUCCACCCGAGGCUGGGCUGGAGAGCUUAUUCCCAGCAACAGAUCUAAGCCAAUAGAGGCAAAACUUCUAGUCUAGCCCUCUUGCCCUGCUGUCUUGUCAUUGUGUCUUUGUAAAAUGUUAAGUGGGCUUUGGUGGGAGUCUCCUGCUUUGCUUGGAGGAGGCCAGGCAGAGGGAAGAGGAUUUAUUAUUUCCUCUUUAUGCCCUUGAAGGCCAAAAAAGCCCUUUCUCCAGGUUCAGGACAGUGUUUCCGUACUGUAGCUGUCUUCCUCGCUUUUCCUUCUGCUUGCUCAAUGGUGAGAUGAAGGAACAAUGGGGGUGGGAAUUAAAAUGCCUGCAUUGGGGUUGGUAAAGCUUUUCAGGUUGCCUUUUAAAAAGGACUCAACUGUGCUGUUAUACAUGAUAUUGCUUAGUCAGUUUGAACCCAUUAUUUUCUAGGAUUCUAGGAAAAUAUGUAUUACAAAUCUACAUCUAGGAUUUCAGCAUUCCCUGAAUAAGACCCUUAUACAACAAAAGAGUUUUAAUUUUAAAUUCACUUGAAUUGAUAGUACAAAAACACUUACCAGCCACCUUUCAAAAUGUCCUAUUAUUUUCCCCCUUUAUUACUCCCCAACUCCGAUUUGAAAUGAUGAGAUGACUUCGUCAAGAAAAGAUAAGAAAAUAAGGAUAAAGAGGAAAAGGCUUAAACCACUUAAGGGGACAUAUAACUGUGCAUAGGACAGACGUCCUAUCUACGUGUUUGUUUGUGUGUGCACACCCAGUGUUGCCAGAAGGCAGACACUCAAAUAUUUGAUUUUCUGAAUAGUCAAUGUCAACCAUGUGCCAUAGCAUUCUCUUGCUUUUUCUAAUUACUCAGUUGCAACAGAUCAACAGCUGUCAACUGACUGUUCAACACGUGCUCUGUGGUGACACACUUGGAACAUGCUCAACCCAGAAUACGAGGACUGGGAGAAGUUUACUUCAGGCUGGAACAGAAAAAUAAACUGCCACCCACUGGAGGCAUAGAUUAAACAGUUAAUUCCUUCCAGGGUUAAGGGAACAGGUGAAUACUGUUAGGCCACCAUGCCAGGCUGAUAAUGCUCACCUUAACCUCCUGAGAGUUCUGUAAAUGAGGACGAGUGCCCUGGGACAAGGGUUUCCACAUUGACGUUGGAACAGUGACGAGGGCAUGAGGGCAGGACUCUUGGGAAAUGAUACUCAAUAUUCAGCUGUCAGAUCAGCCCCGGUGGCAUAUAUGGCAUGAACUAGUGUCUGCAGCCACUCAGCUACCAUUUGUAAGAUUCUAAUACUGCCCCAGCUCACUGAACAGCAGAAUCAAUGUUUCUCCACCUCUUCCCCUCUCUUACUCUCCAAAAUAACUCAUUCACUCAUUAAACUGUGCUCUGAAAGGAAGGGAAAGAGGGACUGAUUUGGGGAUGGCAAGGAUUAAAUCCUAUUACUUCAAUGUCAGGAACCACGAUGGCAGAGUAAGUAUUCAUGGUUGGGCUAGUUAGCAAGAUGAGUCUUUAGUAGUUAUGUGACUAGACUUUUUGCAGCACAGGAAGGGCAAGAAAAUGCUGGAGAAAGGAAAAGCCUGGUUAGCUUGAGAUAUGCAAGUUACCUCUGGCAAUGGCACUAAAACUAACUUUCAGCUUUAUCUAUGGAUGUGGAGAACAAGGAGCCUGUGCUCUGAUAAUGUAGCCCACCCACCACAAUACGUCACUCCCCCUUCCCCAGAUGAGCUGUUUCCCAGGCCUCCCGGGGCUGGCUCCUCUGCUUCCAGCAGCUCCAUCACUUGGGAGGUGCAAGGCCAGACAUUUCUUGUUUCCUCUGAGCAUUCUUUUGACGGUAUGCGUGGGGAGAUCAGGGGAAGGGGGAAAGGCGGGAUCAUUGGGGAGGGAUCCGAUUAAUUGUAGAUACUAUCUUGGAAGGUUUAAGUCACUGGUUCUCAGUCCUGACUGCUCCAAAAUCACCUGGGGAGCUUUCAAAAAACAUCACUGCCCAGGCCCUAUCCCCAGAGCGUCCAACUGUUUUUUUUUUUUUAAGUCCACUCUUUG
This is a messenger RNA of Equus caballus (horse), 3330 nucleotides long. It is a transcript of the gene PRLHR, whose product is annotated as prolactin releasing hormone receptor. NCBI's taxonomy places the organism in Eukaryota, Metazoa, Chordata, Mammalia, Perissodactyla, Equidae. Gene Ontology annotation, biological process: G protein-coupled receptor signaling pathway. The record is from RefSeq and is a predicted model, not a curated record. Gene Ontology annotation, cellular component: plasma membrane; neuron projection. Gene Ontology annotation, molecular function: neuropeptide binding; neuropeptide Y receptor activity.